CCGUCCCAACUCAGACUCCACAAUACAGGGGAAAAAAAACCAAAGUUCUCUCUCAUUCGGAACCAUCCACGCACACCAUGAAAGACUGAUCAGGGUGGAAGACUUAAACAGCUGUUUACACGGGUUUUUCAUUUUUCGUGGUAUCUUGUCUGGUAAAGGUUAAUAAUAGACAACGAACAUUGUAUGGUUUUGUACAGCUAGUAGGUAUAUAAAAUAUAAUUGUUUUCAAAGGAGCAACAAGAAAUUCUGUGUUGAUAAUAAUUGCCAAAUGGCAGAAGUUGUUGGGCCACGGUUGUACAGUUGCUGCAAUUGCAGAAACCAAGUUGCCCUUCAUGAUGAUGUCAUUUCAAAAUCUUUUCAGGGAAGAAAUGGUAGAGCAUUUCUGUUCUCACAUGCAAUGAACAUCAUGGUGGGGCCUAAGGAGGAUCGGCAACUCAUGACCGGUCUGCAUACUGUUGCUGAUGUCUAUUGCUGUGACUGCCAAGAGGUGUUGGGAUGGAAGUAUGAACGAGCUUAUGAGGAAACGCAAAAGUACAAGGAAGGGAAAUUCAUACUAGAGAAAUCAAAAAUAAUCAAGGAGAACUGGUAGUUCCCACGAAAUGAUUGGUUCUUUCUCUGGUUCUUGCAAGUGUAAGAAUGCUUUUGCUUUUGAUUGUUCAUCAUGUCCAGUCAGUUUUUGGGAAUUGAAAAUACUCACUUAUUCCUCUGUGCAUUCUUACCGUCUUCCUUGUCUGGAUAUUGUAACGAAGAUAAUUUAUGUUCCUAAUUAUUUGUGAAUAAUUUCUCCAAAUAGGGAGUGUGUUUCAUCAUGAUCAAAUCCAUUUAGGAAAAUUUUAACUUAUUUCUAGCAUGUCCCUUAUGUCAACUCUCAAUGAACUUGCUGCUUGAAU
This is a messenger RNA of Rubroshorea leprosula, 890 nucleotides long. The record is from the annotation of a GenBank genome assembly. Lineage: Eukaryota; Viridiplantae; Streptophyta; Magnoliopsida; Malvales; Dipterocarpaceae.